Messenger RNA from Vicia faba (fava bean), 681 nucleotides. The record is from the annotation of a GenBank genome assembly. Lineage: Eukaryota; Viridiplantae; Streptophyta; Magnoliopsida; Fabales; Fabaceae.
AUGGCGGAGUUUCGAAUCCUUCGCCACAAACUUCCUAGAAACCUCCUUCUUCACCGAAGUAGCCUUCACAAUCUUCGCCUUCGGCUUCAAUACAUCUUUCACUUUAGGUUUUACAGCAGCUUUCGGUUUCGGUUUCGCAGUGGCUUUAGCGGCAAUUUUGGUCGGAGCGGUUUUCUUGGGUUUGGUUUGAGCGGUGAGGUUUCGAAUAGCGUAAGGAUUCUGAGCGAUAAGAGCUUGACAUGGGGUAAGAGUCUGGAACAAGUAAAGGGGACGGUUAGGAUGGUGUCGUUGGGGAUGGUUUGGAGAAGAGGAAAGAGGAGGGAGUAUCACGCGUUGGAAAGAGAGAAGAGGAAAUACUGCCAUUUUGCAGAGGUUGCAGAGGAUGUAGGGGUAGCAUUGCAAGCUUUAUGGACAGACUCGGGCAUGGCAGUAAUAUCAGGUUUUUGGCAGCAACAAAAGCAUAGAAGUAGCAGCAUUUUGGAUAAUGACAAGGCAGUAGGACCUGGUUUCCUUGUGGACAGAUGGUGCAGGCUGGUUGGACUGAUAUGGUGCAGAUUCACAGCAAUGGGCAAUAGGACACCUUUCAGGAUUUCAUGGUUGUUUGUGGGCAGCAAGAUAGCAUUGGCAUGGAAUGAUUUUUGGAGUGUUUUGCUUGGAGCUUUGUUAAUGUUUUCUUCUUGA